Messenger RNA from Solanum stenotomum, 1466 nucleotides. RefSeq lists its product as uncharacterized. The transcript is spliced from 6 exons. Lineage: Eukaryota; Viridiplantae; Streptophyta; Magnoliopsida; Solanales; Solanaceae. The record is from RefSeq and is a predicted model, not a curated record. The coding region runs from base 33 to 1358 and encodes 441 amino acids.
AUAAGCCGGUGGUGGGCGAAUCCAAGUUGAAAAUGGCAUUUGCAUUAGUGCAAUUGCGGCCGGCCCCAUUGCGAUCUCUUGUUAAUGUCCGAAAAAGAAGAUUUAGUAAUCUUUGUUUUCAACCCGUCUCUACUUGUUCGCCCGCUCCUAAAUCGCUCAACACUCAAUUCUUCACCCGGAAAGGGAAUAAUAAUUGUUCUAUAAUUGUAAAAUCUUCUGUGAAUUUUUCCCCCAUUGUGUCUCCGGAGGAUGAAUGGGGUAUUUGGAUGUCUCUUUUUGCAACUGGCGCUUUUGGUCUCUGGUCAGAGAAGACUAAAAUUGGGAGUAUGGUUAGUGCUGCAUUGGUUAGCACAUUGGUGGGGCUGACUGCAAGUAAUAUGGGAAUUAUUCCUUAUGAAGCGCCAGCAUAUUCAGUUGUGUUGAAAUACCUGCUGCCGUUGACAAUACCGCUACUGUUGUUCAGAGCUAAUAUGCGGGAUGUGAUACGCUCUACCGGUCCUCUACUCUUGGCUUUCUUGCUCGGAUCAGCUGGGACGAUUAUUGGGACCAUAGUGGCAUAUAUGAUGGUUCCUAUGAGAUCACUUGGUCAAGAUAGUUGGAAAAUAGCUGCUGCCCUCAUGGGCAGCUACAUUGGCGGAACCAUUAAUUAUGUUGCUAUCUGUGAGGCACUUGGUGUGUCUCCAUCAGUUAUGGCUGCAGGUGUUGCUGCAGAUAAUGUUAUCUGUGCAAUAUAUUUUAUUGCACUGUUUUCAUUGGCCUCCAAAAUACCUCCAGAGGCCUCGGCAUCAAGUGAUGAUGCUACUCAGGUUGUGAACUUAGACCCUAGCAACAAACCUGUGCUGCAGAUUGCUACAGCAGUUGCCGUUUCGUUUGCUAUUUGUAAAAUUGGAACUUGGUUUUGUCGCUUUUUUGGAACUCAAGGAUGUGAUCUUCCUGCUAUUACAGCAAUAGUUGUUCUUUUAGCGACAUUAUUUCCUGCAUAUUAUAGAAACCUUGCAAAUGCUGGUGAUGCAGUUGCAAUAGUGUUGAUGCAGAUAUUCUUUGCUGUUGUGGGUGCGAGCGGGAGUAUUCGGAAUGUGAUGAAUACAACACCUAGUAUAUUUGUGUUUGCUUUAGUUCAAGUAAGUGUACAUCUUAUUGUGACUCUAGGAUUAGGGAAGUUAUUUGGGUUGGAUGUAAAGAUGUUGAUUUUAGCAUCGAAUGCUAACGUUGGAGGGCCUACAACAGCUUGUGGAAUGGCGAAUGCAAAGGGAUGGGCCUCUUUAGUUGUUCCUGCUAUUCUUGCUGGCAUAUUUGGGAUUGCUAUUGCCACAUUUCUUGGCAUUGCUUUUGGAAUCUUUGUUCUCAAACACAUGUAAUUUGAGGGACUACCAUUUCUAGUUUCCUCCUCUCUUCACUCUUGUGUAGUAUUACUUGUCUCUUCAAUUCAUUUUGCUGCAAAUCUCCACUCUUGGUGUUAUCCUCAC